Molecule: messenger RNA, 1504 nt
Organism: Nasonia vitripennis (jewel wasp)
Lineage: Eukaryota; Metazoa; Arthropoda; Insecta; Hymenoptera; Pteromalidae
Product: CD63 antigen
Exons: 5
Coding region: 223-1092 (289 amino acids)
Cellular component (GO): membrane
Source: RefSeq, a predicted model, not a curated record
AUAGCUGUUCUCCCACGCGCGAAUUCUAUCUCGUCGCUUAUCGUUGAGAUAAGAGUGGAGCUCUUUCCACUCGCACCUGCCCGCGCAGUAUAGUUUGUCGCAGCGCGUGCUCGCGCCUGCUUGCGAUUUUUGUCUCCCUCUCCCGUGAAUUGCAAGUGUAUCGCAGUACAUCGACAGCCUGCGAGAACAAGCGCGGUAUCAGUACACAGUGUAGCAGCAAUCAUGGCGGCGACGCACCUCGACCUCGGGCUCCGAUGCAUCAAGUAUCUCCUGUGUGCCGUCAACUUCCUCUUCGUGAUGACCGGGGCGAUGAUAGUGUCGGUCGGCACGACGAUCUACGCGGUCUACGAGGACUUCUCGCACUUCUUGGACGCGAGCUACUUCUCCCCGGCGACUCUGCUGAUCGUCGUCGGCGCCCUCGUCUUCCUCGUUGCGUUCUGCGGCUGCUGCGGGGCCCUCAAGGAGAGCACCUGCAUGGUUCUCGCGUUCGCGGUCUCGCUGUCGGCCAUCCUCCUUCUCGAGUUCUCCGCGGCGGUCGCGACCUACGCGCUCCAGGACAACAUCACCAGCCUGCUCAAUGUCAAGAUCAACGAGAGUAUGCACCGCUACGAGAGGAACGAGGAGGCCCGCACGGCCCUCGACUUCUUGCAGUCAAAGCUGCACUGCUGCGGUUACAACGGCGCAGCCGACUGGGCCGGCAUCUUGACGGACGCCAACAAUACGGUCGACGUCCCCUACUCCUGCUGCAACUGGUACGCCAACGCGGACGGCUCGCCGGGAAGUGAAAUCUGCCCUGCGAUCUACGGGCAGGGUUGCUACCGCGGGCUCGCCCUCAUCGUCAAUCGCAGCGCGCUCUACCUCAUGACUGGGGCUAUGAUGAUCGCGAUCAUUCAGCUGGCUGGAAUCGUGUUCGCCUGCAUGCUUGGCCGUGCCAUCAGGAAGCAAAAGACGGAAAAGGAGAGACGUCGAUGGCAGUUGCGGGAGAGCUUGCUGACCGGCUACGAGCCCUUGGGCAAAAGCGAUCCGUUCACGACCUUCCCGGUCGUUUAUAUGACUGACAACGAUUUUCGAACCCAAACGGCGAUUAGCUAAUGAUUUUCACUGACCACGCGACGCAUAUAUACCGAUUUAUAUAUUUAUAAGAAACUUUUUUUUUACCAGCUAAUUCCAUCUACAUUUUCAAGAGAUUUAAAUAUUCGCCGGAUAUUCAAUGUUUAGCUACAUUAUCGAUAUUUACAACAGCUUCAACUAGCAUAAUCAAUUGGACUUCGUAUACCUAUGUACAAAUUUAUAAGAGUCGGUAGAAAAAAGUAUCACCAAAAGUUCAAUGCUCUUUCGAGAAUUUCACGUGAUUCUUCAUUGCAAUUGCCUUUAUCGUCAGGUAGGUAAGGGGGCGUAAACUCACGGUAUGCCAAGCAGAUGCGUCUUAAGUUUAUGUCUUCUCUUAAAACUGCAUGUUCCCAGCUGUAUCUGCAUUAAGAAAUAAAAAAGUACUUACUCCAAA